AUGCCGGAGGUGCCCCUGCGCCGCGUCCUCUCCGUUAGCAGCGAGGAUCCGCGGUUCCAGCCUCCAACCUGCUGCCAGCCGGACGAGGGAGGCCGAUGGCUCUCGGCCAAGGGCGGGGAGAAGCAAAUCAGCGUCGUGCUGGAGCUGGCAGAGCCCAAACCCAUCCACAGCCUCCAUAUCGGCAACUGCGGCUCAGCCUUCGUGGAGGUGCUGGUGGGGCUGGCGGGGGGCGACUACGAGGUCCUAGUGCCCACCGCCGCUUUCCUGUCGCCCAAUGAGAGCCGGGCAGGGGCGGAGCUGAAGCGGGUGCGGCUCUUCGGCGCCCAAUCGCUGGUGAAGGGCGUGGCUGGGAAGAGCUGGGAGAGGCUGCGGUUGGUCUGCAGCCAGCCCUACUGCCAGACUCGUCCCUUUGGCCUCUCCUUUGUCAGAGUCUUCUCUCCCCCUGAGGACAAGGAAGAGACCCCGGUCCGACGCCUGGGACCCUUCACCCUGAGGGAGGAGGGGGGCAGCCCCCCACGACCCCCUGGCUCCCUCUUCUACCAGAGACCUUCAUCCCCCGCAGGUGCUGGGAGGGGUCCUACCCAGGCCUCCCCUGGUCCCAGCUAUGCAGCAGCUGCCCUGCAGAGCAGUCCCAAGGCCCCCAAGCGCCGCCUCCCACCCCCCAAAGCCAAUGGGACCCCCCCCGGCAAGCAGCCGGCGCCUGGCCCUGGCCCCAGCGUCUCAAGCCCCGCCCCCAAGGUGGCCAACUCCGCCCCCAAGGCCUCAAGCUCCACCCAGAAGUCCCCCAGCUCCACCCUCAAGGCUCCAGGCUCCACCCCCAAGGCUCUGAGCUCCACCCCCAAGGCUCCAAGCUCCUCCCCCAGGGGCUCCAACUCCACCCCCAAGGCACCUGGCUCCGCCCACAAAGGCUCGAGCUCCUCCCCCAAGGGCUCUAGCCCCGCCCCCAAGGGCUCAGGCCCUGCCCCCGUGCUGGGGGGCGUGGUCUUUGCCCUGAGUGGCUUCGAGAACCCCCUGAGGAGCCAACUGCGGGAGGCAGCCCUGGGGCUGGGGGCAACCUACAGCCCUGAUUGGACAGAGGCCUGCACCCACCUCGUCUCUGCCUUCCCCAGGACCCCCAAAGUCGCCCGGGCCAGGGCCCAGGGCGGGGUCGUGGUUGGCCCCUCCUGGAUCUGGGAGUGCCAGAAGCGGCAGCGGCGCCUCCCCUGCGGCCCGUAA
Molecule: messenger RNA, 1215 nt
Organism: Dryobates pubescens (Downy woodpecker)
Lineage: Eukaryota; Metazoa; Chordata; Aves; Piciformes; Picidae
Product: DNA repair protein XRCC1-like
Exons: 9
Coding region: 1-1215 (404 amino acids)
Biological process (GO): single strand break repair; base-excision repair
Cellular component (GO): nucleus
Molecular function (GO): damaged DNA binding
Source: RefSeq, a predicted model, not a curated record